Oryzias melastigma (Indian medaka) is the source of this 1590-nucleotide messenger RNA. It is a transcript of the gene fgg, whose product is annotated as fibrinogen gamma chain. The transcript is spliced from 9 exons. Gene Ontology annotation, cellular component: fibrinogen complex. Gene Ontology annotation, molecular function: signaling receptor binding. Bases 16 to 1416 code for a protein of 466 amino acids. The record is from RefSeq and is a predicted model, not a curated record. Lineage: Eukaryota; Metazoa; Chordata; Actinopteri; Beloniformes; Adrianichthyidae. Gene Ontology annotation, biological process: blood coagulation; platelet activation; protein polymerization.
GUGGAAUGUUUACCCAUGAACCUGUACCAAAGUCUGACCCGGGGACACAUCCAGAUAAAUAUUCCCCCCAGUCCAGGCAGCCCUUCAUUCUCCAAAAACACAGGAGGCCGGAGCAACAUGCAGCCAUCACUUCUCGCCACAGUGGGAGGAUUUCUAUUAGUCGUCUCCCUGGUGUCUGCACAAACAAGAGGAGAUAAUGUGGGAGCGUGCACCCCAAACGAUGGCUUUGGAAAAUAUUGUCCUACAACAUGUGGAGUUGCUGAUUACUUCUAUAAGUAUGUGCCACAAGUGAGUGAUGAUCUGGACGAAAUGCAGAGAGAGCUGAACAUGAUCGCCAAUUUGACUCAAGGAGCAGAAGAAAAAAUUUCAUACAUGCGAGAUUCAGCCACUUCAGCGCAAAAGAGCUCCCAGCCAGAGCCUCUCUUUAAAAGGUCCUCAAGUAUGUUGGAAGACGUCAUUCGAUUUGAAAAGACGUUUAUUGCACAAGAACAGCAAAUUUUUGAACUCCAGAGUUUGAUCUCGUCCAAUGAGAGAAGCAUGGCCGACUUGAAGCAACUGUCCAUGCAGCUGCAGCAGAGGUGCAGCAACCCCUGCAGAGACGCCGUUGAAAUCCAGCCUAUCACAGGAGCAGAUUGCCAGGAUAUUGCAAAUAAAGGUGCCACCACCAGCGGCCUCUACUACGUGAAGCCACCAAAAGCUCAAGAGCAGUUCUUGGUCUAUUGUGAGAUUGACAGCGUUGGGCGUGGUUUUACUGUACUCCAAAGAAGACGUGACGGCAGUGUGGAUUUCUCCAAAAACUGGGUCCAGUACCAGGAAGGCUUUGGUUAUCUGUCCCCUGAUGACACCACCGAGUUCUGGCUGGGAAAUGAAAAGAUCCACCUUCUGACUGUCAGCUCCAACAUCCCGGUUGUCCUAAGGAUAGAGCUCGUUGACUGGGAGGGCAACAAAAGGUACGCUGACUACGCCAUGUUCAGGGUUGGCUCAGCAGAGGACAAUUACCGCCUGAUGUAUGGUUACUACUUUGGCGGCGACGCAGGGGAUGCUUUCGAUGGCGUUGACUUAGGAGAUGACCCCAGCGACAAAUAUUACACCUCACACAACGGGAUGCAGUUCAGCACCUUUGAUAGAGACAACGACAAAUAUGACGGCAACUGUGCCCAGCAGGACGGCUCCGGAUGGUGGAUGAACAGAUGUCACGCUGCACAUUUGAAUGGAAAAUACUAUCAGGGUGGCAGAUACUCGGAAAAGGACGCGGGUGAACACGGCUAUGACAAUGGCAUCACUUGGCUGACGUGGCACGACCGCUGGUACUCCCUGAAGGAAACAACCAUGAAAAUAAUUCCUCUCAACCGCAUCAUGGCAGGAGGAGGACAGCAAGCUGGAGUGAAAAACUUUGGAGGACUGGGAAGCCGUUAAAGAGGAGACACGUUCAUCCACAGCCUCAGGGCCUCCUCAGAUCGAGCAGUCAGCCACCAACUCACAUGAUCUCCUUGUGUUGUUUGACCACUGUGGGGAUAGAAUGUUGACGUUCCUGUUUUCAGUUUCUUCAAUGUUAUUUUGACCAUUAAAUCAAUUUAUUUUCCUUACCAA